UCGGCAGCUGGCCGCAUGACCCUCGACUUCCACACCAACAAGAAGGUGCUGGAGGAGGUCUCGAUCCUGCCCUCGAAGCGCCUCCGUAACAAGGUGGCCGGCUUCACCACCCACCUGAUGCGCCGCAUCCAGCGCGGCCCCGUCCGCGGCAUCUCGCUCAAGCUCCAGGAGGAGGAGCGCGAGCGCCGCAUGGACUUCGUCCCGGAGAAGUCGGCGCUCGAGGUGGAGGAGAUCCGCGUCGACGAGGAGACCAUGGAGAUGCUCGCGGCCCUCGGCAUGUCUGACCUCCCGGCUCGUCAGAUUGAAUGCUUUGUUACCUGCGCUUGGUACUGUAUUGAAGUUUAGUGCUUGUACAUAUAUUUCGUUAAUUAGUCUUCGAUAUAAGAAAUGGAUGUUUAUCAUCCAGAUUUCAACCUAUGCAGUCCAAUCUUAGCUCUUAGGAUACACUAUAGUCAGCGAUUGGUCACGCCGUCGUAUUAUUACAUUUUUUGCCCAUUGCAACUUCAACCGCUAGAGUCUGAUAAAUGAGAAAACGAUCAAAGCAACCACA
Molecule: messenger RNA, 550 nt
Organism: Panicum virgatum (switchgrass)
Lineage: Eukaryota; Viridiplantae; Streptophyta; Magnoliopsida; Poales; Poaceae
Product: 40S ribosomal protein S17-4-like
Exons: 1
Coding region: 16-345 (109 amino acids)
Biological process (GO): translation
Cellular component (GO): ribosome
Molecular function (GO): structural constituent of ribosome
Source: RefSeq, a predicted model, not a curated record